AUGUUACAAGGGCUUACUCUGCAAUUUCUGAAAGAGUUCCAUAUCGGCGUUGGCUCGUUGCUUCCCGACUUGGAACUUCAACGGACCGACGUCAGCGAAGUGCGAGAAGGCUUCGAGGCUCGAACGAGGGUUAGGUUCUCGACAUCUGUUCUCUUUACAUUGAGCAUUGGCGUUGAGUUGUUGACUCCAGUCUUUCCCGAGUACUUCUUGCUUCUUGCAACAAUUGCAAACAUUGGUAAGAAGAUAAGCCUGUCCUGCUACUUAGCUACUGGUCCAUUAUCGCACUGUGCUGCUCUAAUCUUGGACAAAAAGAGCAGAAGAAAAGAUGACUCUGAUCGUUCAACAGAAGAAAUCAAGAGAAACCCUUUAAUUCUGAGGAAAUUGCAAGAGCAUAAGCUGAUGGAGGCUCUUGAGGAAGCAUCUGAAGUUGGAUCUCUUGUUAAAUCCCAAAACAUGGAUUCUGAUUCCAUGGUCAAUCAAGAUGAGGGUUUGGGUCGAUCAAGAUCACUUGCUCGACUAAAUGCACAGGCAGAGUUCCUUAGAGCCACUGCCCUUGCAGCUGAGCGCACAUUCGGUUCAGGGGACUCCAUUCCCGAGCUUGUUGAGGCGUUCUCUAAGUUCCUCACGAUGUAUCCUAAGUAUCAGUCAUCGGAGAGGAUUGAUCAGCUGAGGGCAGAUGAGUACUCACAUCUCUCUGGUGCCAAUUCAAAGGUAUGUCUCGACUACUGCGGAUUUGGAUUGUUUUCAUUGCUACAAACUGUUCACUACUGGGAAUCGUCCACAUUUAACUUGUCUGAGAUUACUGCAAAUUUGGGAAAUCACGCUCUAUAUGGGGGUGCUGAGAAAGGCACCAUUGAACAUGAUAUAAAGACAAGAAUAAUGGACUAUUUGAAUAUCCCUGAGAAUGAGUAUGGCCUUGUAUUUACCGUGAGUCGUGGCUCAGCCUUUAAACUGUUAGCUGAAUCGUAUCCAUUUCAAACGAACAAAAGGUUGUUGACCAUGUUUGAUCACGAAAGCCAGUCUGUGAAUUGGAUGGCUCAGAGUGCUAGAGAGAAAGGUGCCAAAGUUAAUAGUGCGUGGUUUAAAUGGCCUUCUCUCAAGCUCUGUUCGACUGAUCUGAGGAAACAAAUUUUGAACAAACGGAGGAGGAAGAAAGACUCCGCUGUUGGCCUUUUUGUGUUCCCUGUGCAGUCCAGAGUUACAGGAAUGAAGUACUCAUAUCAAUGGAUGGCCCUGGCUCAACAGAACAACUGGCAUGUUUUGCUUGAUGCUGGGUCAUUGGGCCCAAAGGACAUGGAUUCCCUUGGAUUAUCUUUAUUUCGACCAGAUUUCAUCAUCACUUCAUUCUACAGAGUGUUUGGCUAUGACCCGACUGGAUUUGGAUGUCUUUUAAUCAAGAAAUCUGUGAUGUCAAGCCUUCAGAAUCAGUCUGGUCAUGCUGGGUCGGGUAUAGUGAAAAUUAACCCUGUGUUUCCUCUGUACUCGAGUGAUUCCAUGGAUUAUUUUCCGGGAUUUGUUGAGGACAAAGAAGUCGGUGGGAAUGAAGUUAACUCGGAAACUCGUCCAGGAUCUCAGUUGCCUGCCUUUUCUGGUGCGUUCACAUCUGCACAGGUGAGGGAUGUAUUUGAAAGUGAGAUGGAGCAUGAUAAUAGUUCUGAUAGGGAUGGAGCAAGCACUAUUUUUGAGGAAACUGAGAGUAUUUCUGUUGGGGAGGUAAUGAAAAGCCCUGUCUUUAGUGAAGAUGAAUCAUCGGAUAACUCACUGUGGAUUGAUUUAGGUCGGAGUCCACUGGGUUCUGAUAAAGCUGGUCAUUCAAACAAACUCAAUGUGGCCUCUUCAUCGCCACCAGUUUGGUUCACUGGCAGAAGAACUCGUCAGCAAAUUUCUCCGAAAGCACUAUCAAGUAGCCCGAUGUUUGACAAGGAAUCGAAUACAGGACAUCAUGAAGACUACCAUGUAUUAUCAUUUGAUGCAGCUGUUCGAUCAGUAUCUCAAGAAUUGGACCAUUUUAAGGAGAUUCCUGAAGAAGAACAAAUCACUGAAAGAAAUGAGGCUUCAGGAGAAUGUAGAACUCCAGAUUCUCAUCAUUAUCAUGAAAUUGAAGAAGAAACCGAUACCAACAAACCACUGAAUUCUGCUGUAAAUGGAUAUGGUCCCAACAACUUUUCUUCUUCUUCUAAUCAUAUAAGCAUUCAGAGUGGCUCAGCUUCAGAGAUAUUCCCCGAUAGAAAGGAAAGUGCAAUAAAACGAGAGACAGAAGGUGAGUUUAGGUUGCUGGAAAGGAGAGAAAGGAGUAGCAUUGCAGGUGGUAGAUUUUUUGGCAUAGAAGAGACGGAACAGCCUGGAAGCAGGGAAAGAAGGGUAUCCUUUAGCAUUGAAGACAGUAACAAAGCUCGUCUAAGCCAUACUCUGGAGCCUGGAGAAUUAUCAGCCACGAGCCUCGACAAUGAGGAUUACAUUAGUAAUGGGGAAUACGGAGGUGAACAAGAGCUGGACAGGAAUGAACCCGAGUUGGUCUGUAAACAUCUUGAUCACAUAAACAUGUUGGGUCUCAACAAGACAACCUCUCGACUCCGAUUCCUGAUUAAUUGGCUCGUAACUUCAUUGCUUCAGUUAAGAUUCCCGGGUUCAAACGGAAAGGACAGUGUACUACUUGUUCAGAUCUAUGGACCUAAAAUUAAAUACGAAAGAGGUGCAGCUGUUGCAUUCAAUGUGAGGGACAGAAACCGGGGUAUGAUUAGUCCGGAAGUUGUUCUGAAGCUGGCCGAGUCACAGGGUAUCUCUCUUGGUGUUGGCAUUCUCAGUCACAUACGGAUUCUAGAUAGCUCCAAACAGCAACGAGGAUCUUCAAGUCUUGAGGAUACAACCCUUUGCAAGCCAAUGGAAAAUGGCAGACAAGAUGGUAAAAGCGGAUUUGUCAGAUUUGAGGUUGUCACUGCUUCUCUUGGCUUUUUGUCUAAUUUCGACGAUGUUUAUAAGUUGUGGGAAUUUGUGGCUAAAUUUCUUGACCCAGCCUUUGUCAAAGGGGGAGUCCUUGCACCUGUUGCAGAAGAGGUAGAAGCAUGA
This is a messenger RNA of Fraxinus pennsylvanica, 3066 nucleotides long. NCBI's taxonomy places the organism in Eukaryota, Viridiplantae, Streptophyta, Magnoliopsida, Lamiales, Oleaceae. The record is from the annotation of a GenBank genome assembly.